GAGGCUUUGUCUCAUCUUCGCCUUACACGACUUUUAUUAUAACUUUGUGCACAUUACGUUAACAAUUUCAUAAUCCUUCUAUACAAGAUGUAAAAAAAUGUCUUCUACAAUAUUGCUAAGCAUAUUGAAAUACGUGUUUUUCUUGAACAUUGAAACUGCCUAAACUAACUGUAAACAAGUUAUACCACAAUUUUAUAGAUUUUUAGUGGGUACGGAAUGCUCUUCAAUAGCACUAAUAUUAAAAAUUGAAUUGCUCAGCCACAUUUGGCAGCCUUUGACCGAAUUUCCUCAUUUUUAACCUAUGCGUAGUUCAAGUUUGUUUUACUGUAACACGAUACCUGACAACAACUUUUUAUUGUCAGCGGAAACGUGACUUCUUUCACUUGGGCGCAAUUUUCCGCAACUUCUGGAUAGUUCAAUGACAAAAAAUGUACCCUCUGCUUAUCCGCAAACAUCCAACUAUGCGACAUCGACCUGAACCUGAAAUUAUCCACGCCGUCCACGCGAUGAACUGUAAAGAAAACUGGAAGCGUGCUGCAACCGAAAACAAACGGCUUCUUUCGGCGAUUGCGAACGAUUCAUAUAAAAGCCUCCCGUCACCUGCGGGCACAGUUUUCUCUAGUCGGGUCAAAUUUGUGGGGUGCAGAAUUGUUCAGGUGUUGGGAAGUUCUAGGUGUCGACAGAAUGCAGCGGUUUCGCGCGUGGCUUUAUCUACGAAUGGCAGUGAUGGGGUUGUUAUGCAUUUCCGCGUGUGAAGCCACGAGCCCGGAACCAAAACUGUUUCUAACGGUGAAGAGUGCCAGUUUGCCAACGCUGAAUCUUCCGGAAGUGGACAGUGCUUACUUGAUAGUGACCGACCUGAUGAUUAGCCCGGAGGGACAACCGCUGCCGUUUCUUAGUGGAGAGUGUUAGUUGAACUGUAAGUGAACCAAAUUUAGUGCGAUUGUUAAUUUGCAAUUUUUGUUUAAUUUUAUGAUAUACAUAGUGGAUCGAUCGUAUUUCAAAAGAUUGCAACAGGAGCGCCCAGGAGUGCAGUUCUUGGCAUCGUUCGGAGGAACUGCAGUUCCCGCGGAGCUAUUCGCGCAUCUGGCUGAAGACGAUGGCCGAUUGCUGAUGUUUGUGCAACAGUUGGUUCAGUUUGCAACUGAAACUGGAUUCAAUGGGUUGGAUAUUUCCUGGAUGUAUCCAACACAGGCGGAUAAUGUGAGUUAUUCGCUCCUUCUGAAGCAGUUGCGGACUGCUUGUGACAAGGAAAGUUUGAUACUGACGGUGACCGUGCCGAGUAAUCCGGCAGUCAUUGGGAAAAACUACCCGGUGGCGAAGAUUGCCGAGUCUGCCCACUACGUCAUAUUGAGUACCAAUGAGUUCAGGAAGUUGAAGAAAACGUCGCUCAUUGCUCCGUUGUAUUCCAUCAACGCGGGUUCUUCGAACAGUGUGGAUUUUCACGUUACCGCUUGGAGGCUGGCUGGCAUACCCCGCGAAAAGAUUGUAAUCAUUAUUCAGCCUACAUCGUUGACCUACAAGCUAUUCCAACCGAAGGAGUAUCAGUUGGGCACACCAGUUGUCAGAUUGAAAAUUCGUCCAUUUUUCAAGAUUUGCCACAAGUUGUACAGUGGGUCAUUGGAGAUAUACGAGGAGAAAGCUCGAUGUCCGUACGCUUUCCGUGAACUGAGUUGGUACUCGUAUGAGAACAAGCAAUCGGUCAAGGAGAAGGUUAAAUACGUGGCGAGUCAAUAUCUUGGUGGUAUUGCCGUUGCGUAUUACGAUGAGGAUGAUCCCACAAACCUGUGCGGUGAUGGACAGCACCCACUAACUGCGACGAUUUUGAGUUCUAUGAAGGGCGUUGAAGUUUCAACAGACCAUAAAUCUUCGGGUAUUGCUCAAAGAAGUGUAAAUAAUGGUGAUUUGGAUUCUUAUGAGGAUGUCGUUGAUCUACACAUGGUAGACGCAGGCGAUUCCCAUGCCCGUGGAACUGACACUCCUGAUCCGGUGCAGGAGGCUUCCGAUCAACCGUUGGAUGUUGAAGCGGAUGAUGAACUCAAUAAAAAACCAUCGGUUGUGCUUCGACAGAUUCCAUCUUUCCCGAAUCCACCGUGUUCAAAAUGUUCGAAAACUCUACCAUGCACUACUGCUGCUCCACCCUGCGGAUGUGACAAACCACAAAAAGACUUUGGCUCUCCAAAUCUAUUGCCAUACCAUUUCCCGGAUACGAUAGAAGAUUGCGAUCAUCGAUAUGUAGAAGGUGUCCCUCCUAGUGACGGCUGUGGUCUGUGUGAUUUAGAACCAGAACCUGCGAUCGUUCUAGUAGAUUCUGAUCAAGCCUUUGCCAAGUUGACAAAAUCAUCAGGAAAAGAAACGUUACUGUUUUCCGAGAAGAGCGCUUCGUGUUCCGGAAACACGGAUCCACUGUUCACUGAACCCAAACCUCCAGUAGUGAUACGGCCACCACCUCCCGAAGCACAGUAUGACCCCGCCAAGUCUCGGCUGGGAAUCAUAGCGACCUGCAAGAACAGCAAUCCACCGUGCAAUACAAACUGUAGGAACUGUAACGGCAAUCCUGGAGUAGUUGGACACUGUCCAUUUGCACAUCACAUCCCGCAAGAAGCAUUGUUGAACAUCAUCGCUUCUGGAAUGGCUCAAACAACUGCGGCACCUCCGUCGUACGAUCAGGCAGCGCUUCUAGAAAUGUUGUCCAACAUACAAAAUCUAGCUCGAGUUAAUCGAAACGUAGAUACUCCAGCUAAUAAUAAUCAGCAGGUCGGUAAUCCGAUCUGUCAGUAUGAUGGAAUUAUUGCUGAUCCUCGUGAUCCUAGGCAGUACUACCUUUGUCGUCAGGGACUCCCUAUGAGUGACGAGAACCGCUUCAGCUGCGCCAACGGAUAUGUCUACGAUUCGGCCAAUCAGAAAUGUGUUCCAGAUCAGAAUUGAUCACACAACUACCCCUCGAUAAUCAGGCUAUUAGAAAUCACUCCACAAUUUAUUCUGUUUCUUUAAACGUCUAUCACUUUUCAAUAACCCGAGCACCACAACCCCCUUUUCAUCACCCCCAAAGAGCUGAGCUAUGGGAGAAUGAUCGCCAGUGAUUGACCGUCAUCGCAUUUUUUUUCGUUUUGUUUUGUUCGUGCUGCAGCCGAAUCGUUAGUUUGUAGAAUAGCUUUAGGAACUAACUCGUACAGGGGCCCUUGGACACAAUACGUGAGUAAGAAGGAAGCGUUGCUAAAUCGCCACUGGUGCGAUACUUUUGGCAAGCUUUAUUAGGACUGAACAAUUGUAUUGAUACAUUUUUAGUAGUGUAGGUUGUUGUUGAUCGUCGUAAAUAAAUAUAUAGAUUUUGAACGAGUUGGUUUUAUUGU
Aedes aegypti (yellow fever mosquito) is the source of this 3353-nucleotide messenger RNA. RefSeq lists its product as uncharacterized. Gene Ontology annotation, cellular component: extracellular region. The record is from RefSeq and is a predicted model, not a curated record. Gene Ontology annotation, biological process: carbohydrate metabolic process; chitin catabolic process. The transcript has 4 exons. Gene Ontology annotation, molecular function: chitinase activity; chitin binding. Bases 973 to 2928 code for a protein of 651 amino acids. NCBI's taxonomy places the organism in Eukaryota, Metazoa, Arthropoda, Insecta, Diptera, Culicidae.